CUACGUGAGCCGAGGAAGCUGCGAGCCUUCAGUACGAAGACGCUUCUUCACACACAUCUCCGCCUAUGGGGUGUGGAGAGAGACGGUUGUGCAUCUCGUUGCUUUUGGCGCGUUCGCGAACACUAGCGAUCCAGUGAUUUUCGGAUCAGUUCCAUGAUGUGGCCUUCUCAAACAUGGCAAAAGUUGAGUGAGACUAAUUGGUCAAACUUGACCCUUCAUCUUGAGACGUCCCUUACCAACGCACUGAGUCACUUCCUGGAUAACUGGAGGCGCAAUGUGACUGCUGCAGGCAACGCUCUGGACAAGACUCUGGCUGAGGAGAACUUCAGGGACGUGAUCUGGUAUCUCGCCGUGAUGAUCGGCAUGUUUGCCUUCAUUAUUGUGGCCAUGCUGGUGAGCACAGUCAAAUCUAAAAGGAGGGAGCACUCUAACGACCCCUACCACCAAUACAUCAAGGACGACUGGACUGCUCAAAAACAGCAGGGCGAUGUCAUAGCUAAUUUUGAGGCUAGAUAAUGAGGGCAAAAUGAGGUCACAGCAAAUCUCUGCUGUGAAGACCAACAGAAAGUCAUAUAAAAAAGAGCCAUCAUUAAUCAGCUACCAUUACUAAUGAGCACAACAGCAGAUUUUGUGGUUAUUUCCUGAUAUCCUACUGCUAACCUGUUAGAUGAACUUCUGAAAGACUGCUUAUAUGUAGAUGUAUAACAAUGCAAUACUGGAAAUGUAUUAGGGAAAAAAAAUGUAGAUUAUGACAUGUUGCGCUUUGAAGCAUAUAAAGAUUUUGCAGUUUGAGCUCUUGUUUCUUUACUCUUACAUAUAUGCAUGCACACAAACAUACCUUUAGAUAAGACAGAGAGGGAGAGAGAAAGAAAUAAAGAAAAAGAAAAGGGGGAGGUACACAGAAUAAAGAUUUAUAAUUUUUAACCACUGUGAUGGCUGUGAUGUAAAUUUCCAGAAGUAUUUCUUGGCUGCUAUGUUUUAUUUAGUAUUGUGCACAAAAGUUGAGAAUUCCUUGCAUUGUGUAGCCAGUGCUGCAUGUGUCCAGAUGGCACCUAUUAUCUCAUUUUCUUUACUAAUCUACUCAAAUUACAGUCAGUGUUCCCUUGUUGUAAGUAAGUAUGGGCUGUGAGUUUCGGGCAGAACUUUACUUGAUAAAUGGCGCUCUAAAAAAAUGUAAUUGAAGUAUCAGAAGUCUAAGGUUUCCAAAGCAGCAAAAGUGCAUAGCGAACAUAAAGACAUUCUGACAUUCAUGCACAUUUUUCAAAGAUUCAGCUUUGUGUAAUCACACCUGCACAUGCAUUCCUGCUGUGCUGCGGCCAAAAGUGCUAAGAAAAGGUCUGUCAUCAGCCCAUACAUAUUUUGGCCUGAGGAGGGCAGCAGUACCUCUAUCCCGAGAUCUUACAAGCACCUAUAGUACUUCAAGCAAGAGCAUGAAUGCAAGACACCAAAGUAGAAGUGUUUCUAAUGCUUUUUUGUGGUUUCAGUGGAGUAAAGAUGGAGUUUACUAGCAAAAUUGUGUUAAAAUCUUUUGAGGUACAUUUAGUUAUGAGAAGCCAGUGUGACAUAACAAUUCAAUCACAUUCCAGCCAAAACAAAAGCUGUUAUAUUAUCAACACACUGGACAGCAGCACAGUGACUGUUCUGUUAUUUGCUUGUCCUUUGCGCAUCUGUUGCCAGAUUCCAUUAAAAUACACCAACAUUUUCCACUGUAGCACCAAGCUCCUUGUGGACUUUUGGUCCUCAUCGAUAUCUCAGAAUAACUAAACCCUCAAAUCUCUAGUGCUCAGCGUGCUUGUCCCACAUUACUAACUCUCCCAAAGAGACACCACAGUGAGCAAGUACUGUAACUCAUUAUUAAACCCCGACUGUCAUCCUUCGCUAUCCUCUGUUCUCAGUUUGCUGUUCUAUUUUUAGCAUUCAAACAACUGGUCUCCUAAAAAUGGGCCUAUCCUGCAUGAGUAGUGGAAGGGGAGUGCUGCUAUGUAUGGUAUCCACCCCCAGUGUCUUGCAGCCCUUGCAGUACUCCUCUUUCGCCUUUGUGUCUGCAGGCGUGAAGAAGUAAUGACGAAAGGAGUUUCUUGGCCCGGAGGAUACGUUAAAUUUUUGGAUUUCUUUGGACAUCGGGGGAUGCCUGCAAACUGCCACUGACGGACCAGCAAUAUUUCUAUUUCUUACAUUUCCUCAUCCUUUCAUA
Messenger RNA from Oreochromis niloticus (Nile tilapia), 2194 nucleotides. Its product is annotated as potassium voltage-gated channel subfamily E member 2. Lineage: Eukaryota; Metazoa; Chordata; Actinopteri; Cichliformes; Cichlidae. Gene Ontology annotation, biological process: regulation of heart rate by cardiac conduction; negative regulation of delayed rectifier potassium channel activity; regulation of ventricular cardiac muscle cell membrane repolarization. Gene Ontology annotation, molecular function: transmembrane transporter binding; voltage-gated potassium channel activity involved in ventricular cardiac muscle cell action potential repolarization; delayed rectifier potassium channel activity. The transcript is spliced from 3 exons. The record is from RefSeq and is a predicted model, not a curated record. Gene Ontology annotation, cellular component: voltage-gated potassium channel complex; membrane. The coding region runs from base 154 to 516 and encodes 120 amino acids.